Messenger RNA from Nerophis ophidion (straightnose pipefish), 1583 nucleotides. It is a transcript of the gene ptges3l, whose product is annotated as prostaglandin E synthase 3 like. The transcript is spliced from 7 exons. NCBI's taxonomy places the organism in Eukaryota, Metazoa, Chordata, Actinopteri, Syngnathiformes, Syngnathidae. The coding region runs from base 89 to 565 and encodes 158 amino acids. The record is from RefSeq and is a predicted model, not a curated record. Gene Ontology annotation, molecular function: protein-folding chaperone binding; Hsp90 protein binding. Gene Ontology annotation, cellular component: cytosol; nucleus. Gene Ontology annotation, biological process: protein folding; chaperone-mediated protein complex assembly.
CCCACAAGGCCCUUUUCCACUGCAAUACAUGUGAGCAACACACUCACCAGUUCUUCUUUCCCUUGUACAUUUUACUCACAGCAUUACAAUGAACAAGCCCACAAUUGUCAGACCAGAGGAAAGCCAGCCUGCACAUGCAGUGUGGUUUGAUAGGAAAAAAUAUGUCACCAUUAACUUCAAGGUACAAAAACCAAAAGAUGUCCAAGUUGAUAUUCAAACCGACAAAAUGAUUUUGUGCUGCAAGAACGACACAGAUGAUGUGUUCUACAAUGUGCUGCACUUCUAUGAGAAAGUCCUGAUCCAUGACUCCAGAGAAAGAGUGUAUGACCGCACGAUCAAUGUUUUGCUCAGGAAGCUGAAGCCGGAUUACGCGUGGCCUCGUCUUCAGAAGGAUCCAGCAAAGCCCAUUUGGAUUGCUGUUGACUUUGACAACUGGAGGGAUUGGGAGCAUGAAGAAGACGAGGGCAGGGAGGAGUUUGAAAAAUACGCAGAUAUGAUCCAAGAUAUGUCCACCAGUAAUAAGGGAGGAACACCAGACAUGGGAGAUCUGAGUGAUUCUGACUGAGACUAAAGCCCACCUCCCUCUACACCAGGUGUGUGCAAACUAUUUCAACUGAGGGCCGCACAGAUUUUUUUUUUUAGCAUGCGGGGGUCAUUUUGAUGGUUUUCAUUUUCAAAACCAUAUAUAUAGAAACACACACACAUAUAUAUAUACUUUGUUUUUUUUUUGCAAAACAGGCUUGCAGGGAUGAUUUAGCCUCUAUUUUUUCCUGGCCUAACGUAUAUUCGGCUCUAUCCCGCUAUUGAGCACUGUAUGACGGAUAAACUGCAGAAACCUCGACUAUACAUAUACUUACAUAUAUACACACACACACAUAUAGAAUAGAGUAUAGUUUUAUUGUCAUUAUUGCAGUGAACAGGUUCAAAGAACAACAAAUAGUAAAAAAUAGUAAAAAUAAAUAGUAAAUAGUAAAAAAAGAUAGAAAUAAGAGAUUUAUCUAUAUGUAUGUAGUAUAUAAAUCCACCCAGAUGCAUAUAUGCAUACAUAUGAAUAUAUAUACACACAUACAUUAUAGUCCAAAAAAAAAAAAAAAUAAAUAAAUAAAUAAAAGACAAGACACAUAAGGACAUGAUAGACAAAUUGUGCUCACUCAGUGCCUGUUUAAUGCUACUAUGGCUCUUGGGUAAAAGCUGUUUUAUAUAUAUAUAUAUAUAUAUAUAUAUAUAUAUAUAUAUAUAUAUAUAUAUAUAUAACACACAGCGUGGAUGGCAGCUUUAUGAUUUUCGUCAACAUUGCAACUUUUUGUUUUGGUCUUUAAAUUUCACCUGUUUGCUGUUUUAUUCCACUUGUUUGUGUUUUUUAAUUUAAUAGUAUUUUUAAAAUGUGCCGCGGGCUGCUGAACACGUAUAGUCUGCAAAAGCCCCCUAGGGUCAUACCUUGGACACCCCUGCUAUAUACCUGUAUUGUUCAUAUAAAUACGUCUGUACUGUUUUUUGAUAUUAAUGAAUGGUGUUCUUUUUACAAAUGUGCAUUCCCACCAAUGUGAUUUUUCUGUCAAAUGAAUAAAAACAAGUGUUCUCAA